Molecule: messenger RNA, 2678 nt
Organism: Neoarius graeffei (lesser salmon catfish)
Lineage: Eukaryota; Metazoa; Chordata; Actinopteri; Siluriformes; Ariidae
Gene: rchy1
Product: ring finger and CHY zinc finger domain containing 1
Exons: 8
Coding region: 22-744 (240 amino acids)
Biological process (GO): protein ubiquitination; ubiquitin-dependent protein catabolic process
Cellular component (GO): nucleus
Molecular function (GO): ubiquitin protein ligase activity; zinc ion binding
Source: RefSeq, a predicted model, not a curated record
UUGGGCGUGUUUGAAUGCAACAUGGCGGCCACAGGACCCGGAUGUCAGCACUACGACCGCAAAUGUUUAUUAAAAGCUCCCUGCUGUGAGAAGUUUUAUGUGUGUCGUCUCUGCCAUGAUGAUGAGGAAGAUCACAGAAUGGACCGGUUUCAGGUUAAAGAGGUGAAAUGUGCCGUGUGUGACUCUGUCCAAGAGGUUCAGCAGGUGUGUCUGGGGUGUGGCGUGACCUUCAGUGAGUAUUACUGCGCUGUCUGUCACCUCUACGAUAAAAACAAGAAGCAGUUCCACUGUGAGUCAUGUGGCAUCUGCAGGAUCGGCCCGAGGGAGAAUUUCUUCCACUGUGAGAAGUGUAAUUUGUGUUUAGCCAACGAUCUUCAAGGCAAACACAAGUGUGUGGAGAACGUGUCGAGGCAGGACUGCGCUGUGUGUAUGGAGGAUAUUCACACGUCCAGGAUCGGCGCUCACGUCAUGCCCUGCGGUCACCUGCUGCACAAGACAUGCUUCGAGCUAAUGUGGAGAAAUGGGGCGUAUCGGUGUCCCCUUUGCAUGCACUCUGCGUUAAAUAUGAAGGAGUACUGGGAGGAGAGAGAUGUAGAGAUUGCUCAGUCACCCAUGCCAUCAGCGUUCAAGAACUGGAAAGUAAAGAUCCUGUGUAAUGACUGUCAGAACCACUGUACUGUAGAUUUCCACGUGUUGGGGAUGAAGUGCAGCGCCUGUGGCUCCUAUAACACUGUGCAGGAUUGAUUCAACUUCUGAUCAACAACGAACCGAGUCUGAGAUACCUCCACUCCACUCAUCCCUUCCCCCACCUGCUUAUUUUCUGACUCUUCCUGUCUUUCAGAUCGCUUCAGAAUUAACUGAAGUUACAUUGAAACAUCGUCAUGUUCAGCCUAAAACAGACCUGCACAUGUUCUCCCACACCAGGGUCUGCUGUCGGUGCUCUGUUUGUCAUUUGCUUCUUCACAGACUGGAUUUUUAUUUUUUUUUGAACACUUUGGGACAGCAGCUCAUCAAAUUUCAUUUCUGCAUUUUAGUUUUGAGCCUGAAUUUCUCGUUCAGCUGUAGUAGAUAAUGCCAUGCUUUUUACUUGAUGCACGUCUCCAGGCUGCAGAACAACAUCCCGCAGAAAAAUGCUUCAGACACGCUGAUGGGCGUCGUAGUGGUGGUGGUGUAGGCUGUAUAGAAGUGGUGUGGAAUUUAAAUUGUAGGGAUGUUGAGAUCUAGACUGGUACUGAUGCAUCUGUUCCUCAGAAUCAGUGCUGCUAAUAAAAUAAAUAACACAACCCACGCAAAACUAAGCUAACUAUGUAGAUAUUGUACACAUCAACAAAUGCACAGCAUCGAUCAGAACCGAGUUUAUUACAGAGUCCAUUCUCACAUACAAGCAUACAUGUCAACCUUUGGUCAAUCAAACCUGUAUAACCAACCUCCAAAAUCCGUAUUUCCCUUAUAAAAUCCGUAUAAGAUGCAAAUUAAAAUAAUUUACCUAAAAUUUGAAUAAUAAUUAACAAUGAUAUAUCCAAGUUACUUUUUAUUCAAUAUUAAUAACAAUAAACCUUCAGAAUGAAUACAAAGCUCCAAUGUUUGACAAAAACACAGCGUUAUCAGCGUAGUUACGAAGGAAAUACUUCGUUGUUUGGAGACAGGUUUCACCGAGCGGCUAUUAUGCGCAAGACUUCAUAUUAGCCACAAAGUCAGAAAAAUCUAUUUGUAAAAUUACGUUAUAAUGACCAAAUACAAUGAAAAGUAUUUUUCCAGUCUCACCUGUGAAAGGUAAUCCCAUGUGAUCUCGUUUGGACGGUAAACCUGUUGGUACAGUUAAACGCAGCACAUGAAUGAGGCAUCUUUAUUCUCGGCUACUGUCUAGAUGCUACACCAGAGACGGUUGAAGAAUCUCCACUUUGCCACAUCCAAUAUGGCGGCGAGGAUGACGUAUGAUUCUACGCAGAAGGUGGCGUCUAUGUUUAUAUGUCUAUGACUUCACGGUUGGCGGGAUUCUCGCAAUGCGGUGUGCGCAUGGUCAGAAGUGGAACGAAGUCUCGCUACCACAAAACGCGUGAUUUCAUAAGACUCUUUACUGGCUGUCUGUGGUGUACAGUACGUUUGUAAAUGUUAUGCACUCUUAUCAUCGUGGGAAUUGAUUAUAGCUCUAAAUAAAUAUUGAAGUUUUUUUUAAAGAAUCCGUAUAACUUUCUUUGUACGCCCGUAUUCUACGUUUAUUGAAUCAAAUCUGUAUAAAAUACGGACAUUCCGUAUAGGUUGACAUGUAUGUACAAGGGUUCUGUGUUUUGGUGUUUGAACAGUUAAAAUAGAAGAAUUUAGCAAAGACAGAAGUAGCUAUGUCUAUAGAAUAAGAAACAGAAAUAUCCAAGCUAAAAGUGGACAUGUUUAAGGGGAAUGUGUCUGAGUUGUUAGAGUCCAAGCUGUACAGUGUGACCUGAAAUGUACAAAAAUAGGUCAGAUGAUGAAGAGACCUGAUAACACCUGAGAGGAGGAGGAGGAGGUGUGUGUGUGUAACAGCCAAAGUCAAUAACCAAACUGUACAGUGUGAACUGGAAUGUGCAAUAAAGGCUCACAGGAUGGAGAUGUAUGACAUGACCUUAUUGAUGACCUUGAAAUGUGCAAAAUUGCAGUUCAGAGACAAAGGGCAUUAAAAGGGAGCUGAAGUCAUUUUUAAA